AUGAUGAGCUCCGCCUUCUCCCCGUCCUACCUGAGUUUCAGUGUGUCUCCCUCUGCUGGUCUCUGUGAGGAUCGCGGCGUCUCUCAGCACUCGGACUCGGUGUCAGGCUCUGUCCCCUUCCUGUUGUACCCGCCCGGCGUGGACACCGCCGGCCUCGGCCUCUACCAGAACCCCCUGCGGGGCGGCGGCCUGCUGCCCUACCUGAGCCCCUUCCACCCCCACGGACACUUCAGCGUCUACGAGUGUCCCUUCGAGCCGGCCUUCAUCCAGAAGAGGAACGAGCGUGAGCGUCAGCGGGUGAAGUGCGUGAAUCAGGGCUACGCCAAGCUGAGGGAUCACCUGCCGGGACACAGCGCCGACAAGCGGCUCAGCAAGGUGGAGACGCUGCGCGCUGCCAUCAGUUACAUCAAGUACCUGCAGGGCCUGGUGGAGGAGGAGGAGCCAAGUGGCAGGGCCACGCCCAAAACCUCAUCACCUGCAGAGUGUGGAGGAGAGUCGGAGGGCUGCACAGGUUAG
Molecule: messenger RNA, 516 nt
Organism: Stegastes partitus (bicolor damselfish)
Lineage: Eukaryota; Metazoa; Chordata; Actinopteri; Pomacentridae
Source: RefSeq, a predicted model, not a curated record